CUGUGAAAGCGCCGUCCCAGCAGCAGCAGCGGCAGCAGGAGGAGGGACCUCCAGUGCUACCUCCGUCGCAGCAGCAGCUGGCGCAGCUCGCGCCGCCACAUGAGCUGAACGACACGACGACCCCGCGAGGUCGGACGGUGCCCGGAGCGCUGCCAGCAGCUGUUUCCGGGGUGCCGCUCACUCAUCUGCAGGAGAUCAACAGCGAUAUGGAGGUGCCCGGUCUUCUCACCUACCUACCGCACCUGCUGGGCCGGCCCGACGCGCUGACACCGGCGCUACACGUCAGUCAGGGUCGGCGGGACGUGACUGUGGUCAUGGGACUGCCCACAGUCAAACGUGAGGUGCAAAACUACCUCAUAUCGACACUGAAAAACCUCAUCGACUCUAUGUCUGAGUCGGAGAGGCUGGAGACGCUCAUUGUUGUCUUCAUUGCCGAGACGGAUGCGGAGUACUGCAGCCGGACGGCACAGGAAAUCCAGGACAAGUUUCCGGCCGAGGUAAAGUCGGGUCUGGUGGACAUCAUCUCCCCGUCUGCCGAGUACUACCCGCCCCGGGACUCUCUGCGCCGCACACUGGACGAUCCGCUGGAGCGCGUCCAGUGGCGCACCAAGCAGAACCUCGACUUCGCCUUCCUGAUGAUGUACUGCCGGCCGCGCGGCGUGUUUUACGUCCAGUUGGAGGAUGACAUCAUGACCAAACCCGGUUAUGUAACAAAAAUGAAGGAAUUCGCUCUUCAAAAGAUCUCAGAAAAGAAAGACUGGCUUCUUCUGGACUUCUGUCAACUUGGUUUUAUAGGGAAACUAUUCAAGACCGUGGACCUGUUGCCUCUUAUUCAUUUUCUGGUGAUGUUCAACAACGACAAGCCCUCAGACUGGCUGCUGCUUAACCUCGUGCACACCAAGGUGUGCCGCUUCGACAAAAGUGCUAAGAAAUGUAAGGAGGAAAAGGACAAGGUUUGGCUGCAUUACAAACCGUCGCUGUUCCAGCACAUUGGUACCCACUCGUCGCUCAAGGGCAAGGUGCAGAAGCUAAAGGACAAGCAGUUUGGAAAGGUGCAGAUGUUCAAGGCGCAUAGCAACCCGCCGGCCAGGGUGGUCUGUGACAUAAAGCCACACAAGCAGUAUACUCUGGAGAGGGCGUACCGGGGAGAGACGUACUUCUGGGGACUGUUACCGCAGCCCGGGGACCACCUGGAGUUUCACCUCACGCCGCCGGUUACACUCACCGGCUUCAUGUUUCAGAGUGGCAAUGUGGAGCACCCCUCUGAUCGCUUCUACAACACCACUGUUGAGAUUGUGCCGGCGUUAGCCGACCACGAGCUACUUAAGCGGUACAAAACUACUUCAGACGGAUACGCAAUAAUUGGUCAGUUUGACGACCAGGGGGUGGCGGCCGGCUCGCUGGAUCCCACGUGGGGGCCGAUCCGCUCUCUGAGGCUCGCCGUCCAGGCAGAGAGCGACAACUGGGUCAUACUUAGUGAGAUUCACCUGAAGAGGAGCUAGUGACGCUGGAGCUCGGCGGAGCCGCCAACCCUCUGCUCAACUGCGCCAGCCGCCCCGCGCCGCGCCGCUCGAACAGUGCCUCGCGCGGCAGUGACGGUAUCGGGGACGGUGCGGAACCAGUGAUAGUGACUGCGUCCAAGGGCCGUCCCGGCGAGCCCAGUGAAUACACGUGCCUAUAGACGGGACGGGUGGGGGCAGUUCAGUACCUGCGGUGAGAGAAUACGUACCGGCCACACACCCGCGCGCGUUGUUGAGUGUUCGCCAGUUUAUUGGAAACGUUCUAACUAGUCGUUGGUUAACAGUACGAAGUAUUUAAGACUGCAAUAGACUCUAUAAUAUGGGAGAUGGAUAAAUGGUUUGUGGAACCAUUAGCAUAUUGGUUGUUCCAUCCGCCUGUUUACUUUUAUCUCGCCGUUGACAUGAGUGAAAGGUGGUGCGUUUUUACGUAGCUAGAUCCGCUUAAUGGAGGCGCUGUCUAUUCGUGAGCCGCUUUAUAAAAGCCAGUGUACGUCAGUGCGACAAUAACCGUCUCACCAAAACGAAGCUGCGCGUCUGUUGUCUGGGGUCCGAGUUUCCGCGAAUGUCUGAGAGCUUACGUGUGACUGUGCCUGCCUGUUGCGGCCGGUAGGUGUGUUGGGCGUCUGUGGUGGCAGGAUACUGCCGCUGUCUUGAUCCAAUCAUUCCUCAGUGUCCCGCAGCAAAGCCAACAGCGAAAUCAUUCCUACGGUGCGGCGCGCGAGUCUUUCCUUCGUACUUAGUGACGCGAGGAUGUGAAAGGUGCAGCUGCUGUUGGGUGUUGCUGCGCUGUAUGAGGCUAACAAUUACGAUGGUUGUUGCGUGUUGGAGUGGUGCGCGUAGUUGGUUGUCUGGUGGCGUUAGCGUCGGUUCCGCCGAGUGCCAUAGUGUCCAGGGGUGUCUCGUCCAGGGGGAGGUAGGCCCGGCCCACGCCACCCGUAUGUGCCUCGAAUACAGCUGCCCAGUUCUU
Molecule: messenger RNA, 2487 nt
Organism: Amphibalanus amphitrite
Lineage: Eukaryota; Metazoa; Arthropoda; Thecostraca; Balanomorpha; Balanidae
Product: alpha-1,3-mannosyl-glycoprotein 4-beta-N-acetylglucosaminyltransferase B-like
Exons: 12
Biological process (GO): protein N-linked glycosylation
Cellular component (GO): Golgi stack; endoplasmic reticulum; endoplasmic reticulum-Golgi intermediate compartment
Molecular function (GO): acetylglucosaminyltransferase activity
Source: RefSeq, a predicted model, not a curated record